This is a messenger RNA of Pectinophora gossypiella (pink bollworm), 807 nucleotides long. RefSeq names its product keratin, type II cytoskeletal 1 (gene Osi7). The record is from RefSeq and is a predicted model, not a curated record. The transcript has a single exon. Bases 1 to 807 code for a protein of 268 amino acids. Lineage: Eukaryota; Metazoa; Arthropoda; Insecta; Lepidoptera; Gelechiidae.
AUGUGGCGGUACGUCGCGUUAUUUGCGCUUGUCGCGUCGUGCUUAGCGCUCCCGGCGCAAGACACAAGCCACUCCGAAAACGAACUCGAUAGCAUCAACGACUGCCUCCGAAAGGACUCCACGUCAUGUCUCAAGUACAAGUUCUUCUCGUUCGUCGAUAAAAUGAUCGGACAGAAAGACUCCUUCGCGUUAACCGACGGUGUUACUGUUGUUAAAGCGACCGACUUGCCGUCGGAAACUGGAGCGCCUAGAUCACUGGAUCCUUUACAACGACUGAAGAGGUACUUGGAAACUCACACGCUAAGGAUCGAAGUGAAGGGUACGGAAGUCGUCGACGCAGUGUCUAGUGCCGGAAGAGCGUUAGAGGAUACAGUGUCUUCGUUCGUAGAAGACGACAAUGAAGUUGGCGAAAGCAGAGGGAAGAAGAAGAAAGCGCAGAAGAUUCUGGGACCGCUGAUGAUGGCGCUAACUAUGAAGCUGAUGGCACUGAUGCCUCUGGCGAUUGGAGCUAUAGCUUUGAUAGCUGGAAAGGCGUUGCUGAUUGGAAAGAUAGCGCUGGUGCUAUCAGCGAUAAUUGGACUGAAAAAGCUUCUCUCGCAGCAGAAACACGUGACGUACGAAGUGGUGGCGCAUCCGCAUAGUUCCGGUCACUCUUCAGGGCAUGAUUAUGGUGGUACCAGUGGAUAUGGCGGUGACUCCGGAGGCUAUGGCGGCGGUGGCGGCCAUAGCAGCGGCGGCGGCGGCGGCGGCUGGGGACGAUCCAUAGAGGCACACAGUAUGGCCUACUCCGCGCAAAAGCCUCUAUAA